CAGGGGGGGCAACCCCACAGGGCUGACCGUCAGAUUUUGGCAUCAGCUACAGCAGUGGAACGAGAGAAGGAAACGGCAACGUUACUCAGAUCGUAACCAUGGCUCUGAAUCGAAACCAUUCCUCAAACGGCGGCGUUUUGAUUAAUAACGGAGAGAGUGUUUUAAGAGAAUGUAAGAACGUGGAGCUGUUGUUCAGCGAUGUUGCCACCAAGUCAGAUCUGAUGAAAGGGACCAAGAAGGGCACAGUUUACCUCACACCAUACAGGUUGGUGUUUGUGUCCAGUAACACCAAGGACUGUCUGGGUUCAGCCAUGUUUCCCUACUAUCUGAUGAAGGGCUGCAGUAUUGAGCAGCCGGUCUUUGGAGCUAACUAUAUCAAAGGGACCGUUUCAGCUGAGCCUGGUGGCGGCUGGGAGGCCCAGGCCAAUUUCAAGAUGUCAUUCCCCAGUGGAGGAGCCAUUGAGAUGGGACAGCAUCUCUUCAAACUGGCUACAAAUGCUUCUCGUGCCGGUCCUCCCCAGAAUGGUGCGCCCUCAUAUGGUUAUCCUUCACCAGUGAUGAUGAACGGCUACGGGCCGGCGGCUCCAGCACAGGGAGGCUACGCUUAUCCAGCACCUCCUCAGCAGAACGGAUUCUACCAGGGGCCUCCUUCUGCUCCUGCUCCUGCCCCUGCUCCUGCUCCUGAGUACGGUUAUCCCCCUGCUUCUGCGAUGCCCCCUGCAGGAAUGUACCCCGCUGGGUGUGAUUACAUGGCUCCACCCCCACCUUACCCUGGGCCACCCCAAAAUUGGAAUGCACCCCCACAGUACUGGUCAAAUCCUCAACAACCGCCAACAGCUCCAGGCAGCGCCACCAUGACCCCUGCUGUACCCAGUGCAUAUUUCAAUCCCAAUAACCCUCACGGUGUCUACAUGCCCAUGGAGCGGCCGUCCCCGUACGCACCAAACUCAAAUUAUCCUGAAAAGAAAAGCAACUGAGGCUCAGGCUUCAACACUUCAGUGACCAUGGUCUCCUCCUCUUUAUCUUUUAUUUUUCCACUUUAAAACCAGUGGUGAUUUUUUUUUUCUUAAGGAUUGUAGAAUGCACUAAAGAAAAGGCAUGGAGUACAGAUUUUCAGGAUGUCAAAUAUAAUUUUUAUCACCAAAAAUUAACCAUUGGAAACAGGGGAAAAAAAGGAUUAUUUCUUAUUUUGUCUAAUUCAAUCUGUGGUUUCCCAGUGCGUCAUCUUUAUUUUUACUUGUGAU
Cynoglossus semilaevis (tongue sole) is the source of this 1244-nucleotide messenger RNA. It is a transcript of the gene wbp2nl, whose product is annotated as WBP2 N-terminal like. Gene Ontology annotation, cellular component: nucleus. The coding region runs from base 99 to 977 and encodes 292 amino acids. Gene Ontology annotation, biological process: positive regulation of DNA-templated transcription. Gene Ontology annotation, molecular function: transcription coactivator activity; chromatin DNA binding. The transcript is spliced from 8 exons. The record is from RefSeq and is a predicted model, not a curated record. Lineage: Eukaryota; Metazoa; Chordata; Actinopteri; Pleuronectiformes; Cynoglossidae.